Molecule: messenger RNA, 1920 nt
Organism: Ylistrum balloti
Lineage: Eukaryota; Metazoa; Mollusca; Bivalvia; Pectinida; Pectinidae
Product: sodium-coupled monocarboxylate transporter 1-like
Exons: 16
Coding region: 1-1920 (639 amino acids)
Biological process (GO): sodium ion transport; transmembrane transport
Cellular component (GO): membrane
Molecular function (GO): symporter activity
Source: RefSeq, a predicted model, not a curated record
AUGGCUUUUUUGAAAAUGGAAGAUUACAUAAUCUUGGUGAUAACCCUUGGUGUCACACUUUGUGUAGGAUUGUACAAUUCAUUUAAAGGUGGGAGGCGCAAAACUACUACCGAAUACUUAGUUGGAAGUAGAAAUAUGUCAGUACUACCGGUUGCAUUGUCGUUGAUGGUUUCAUACGAAUCUGGAAUAAUGAUGUUAGGAGUUCCAGCAGAAGUUUAUAUAUACGGAAUGCAAUGGUUUCUGUCAAAUAUUGGACACUUCUUUGCUGAUCUGUUGAAUCUGUACAUAUUUGUUCCGCCGCUGAAGAAGUUACAGAUCACAAGCAUCUACGAGUAUCUGGAGCUACGGUAUAGAUCACAUGGUAUCCGGAUGUUUGCAACAGUUCUUGGAAUAUGUUCAAUGGUAUGUAUGAUCAUCUUCUACACUCUAAACUACAUGGGUAGCGUGCUGUUUGUACCAGCUGUCACCCUCAAAGCUGUUACAAAUAUUCCGAUGUGGAUGUCGAUAGUCGGGCUGAUGGCUGUUGUUAUGAUUUAUACAUUACUGGGUGGGUUUAAAGCUGUGGUGUGGACGGAUGUUGUCCAGGCGGGACUUAUGAUAGGCGGAAUGUUAGCCGUAGUUAUCAAGGGAACGAUAGAAUCUGGAGGAUUCGUGCAAACAUGGAACUCGGUCUACCAGAACGGGCGGGUUAACCUGUUUGAAUUUGAUCCCGAUCCUACUCUACGGCAGUCGUUUUGGAGUUUGAUAUUUGGAAGUGCUAUGGUAGAGUUUGGCUUACCUUUCGCACAGACAACUUUUCAACGCAUCAAAGCGACCCCUACAAUAAGAUCAGCACAGAGAAUGUAUCUGGUAACAAACUUCGCUUUCGUCUUUAUUACACUUCUCGCCGCCCUGGAAGGUGCUGUUAUGUUUGCCUACUACAACGCUAAAGGUUGUGACCCUUUUGUAGCAAAACAAGUUACAAAUCAGAAUCAGCUGAUUGCCAAAAUGGUGACGGAUAUCUUCGACAAAGUUCCCUGUCUUCCGGGAUUAUUCCUGGCAGCUCUGUUCAGUGCGUCUCUCAGCACGAUGUCUUCCAUCCUGAACAGCAUAUCUGCUAUAUUUUGGGAGGAUAUCAUCAAACCCCACAUGAAGCCAAUGUCUGAUCUCCGGGCAACAAUAAUCACAAGAUGUUCAGUCCUGGCGUUCGGAGCUGUUGGUAUAUUUGUAGCGUUUGUGGUAUCAGGAUUGACGGGCCCGAUUUCGCAGAUUCUUGCGACGACCGGAUCUUGUCUGAAUGGCGCCGUUACCGGAAUAUUCUUACUGGGUUGGUGCUGUCCACGAGCGAACAAAAUGGGGGCGCUGAUUGGUGGAUCUUUGUGUGUUCUUAUCAUCGGUUGGAUUUCGUUUGGUAAGUAUGCUUCCUCUGGAGUGAGGAUCAGCGCCGAACUACCUCCAGCAGCCACCGACCGUUGUGUCCUAGUCAACGAUUAUUACUCUGGGAACACCACCUUUGCGGUCGACACCAACUCAUCCUCACUGUUUGAUGUAGACAUGAUAACGGAGAAACCCGGAUAUACAUCUGGACCACAUGGUAUCGAUGUUCUAUAUUCGCUGUCCUACAAGUGGCUAGGAGCAACCGGAAUCCUUAUAGUCAUUGUCACGGGCUCUGUCGUCAGUCGUUUCAGUGCUUCGGAACCCGUGGACCCAAGUUUAGUCAUCUGUUUGUGUGAUCUCGUGUGCUGUUUUAUACCUAAAUCGGUCAGAGCCAGACUCAGGUGCGACACCAAGAGCACAGACAGAAAUAAUGACGUCGCCACAGGCCUUAGAAUGUCAAAUGAAGAACUAGCAACGUGUAAACGUAACUCGGAGGAAGACGAUCCGAGUGAGCUAACAUGUAUGUCAGAAAAACCGGCCGCGAUACGGACAUCAACAACUUAA